GGCCGCGGCGAUUAUAUUCUCACCAUUGUACACACGCAUAGAAAGAGAGAGAGAGAGAGAGAGAAGGAGAAAAAGAGAAUACAAACCCACCGUCGGUACGGUGCAUUCUAUUAUUCAAUCAAUCGCUCCUCUUCUCUAUGAUCAAUCUUUUUUCUUAACGUUCUCCUGUCGUUCCGGUCUCAUCUUCCGGACAGGACGAUCCUUCGGAAACGACUCGAACUCCGCGAAAAAUCUCCUGAACAAUUCUCGCCGGAAACAAUCAUGUUAUAAUCAAUUUUGUUCUUCGUUCUGCCUCGAUUGAGAAUAACAUUACGUGUGGUUCGUUACGGUCUUGCAAAUUUAACGCUACUCAUUGAUGUACAAACGUCCGCAACUUCAUUGUCUUAUAAUCAGUGCGUGUCUUAUUGUAUCAGAAGAUUAAAUAAGUACGAAGUCUUAUUCCUAUUCAUAGUUCCGUCGUCCGAUUCUUGACGAUUCGAGCACCAUGGCUGUGUUUAUUUAGCUGCUCGACCGGCUAUUUCGAACCGGAAGUCCCCACGGAUUUGGCGAGCUCAGAUUCUGAUGAAUCUACUUGAAAAACGUGCUGCGAAGAGAAUCAACGAACAAGGAAAAGUAGAAGAUGAGUUAGAGAGGAAACGUGCUCGGGAGUAGCGCCGCUGCAUUCUUCCUGUAAAAGACUUUCGACCGAGCGGUUCACCGGCACUUCCGGUAUGCAGUGAGGCUUCCAUUGGGCCUUGACAGUGAUCGAAAAAUCCCCUUCCUCCGUAUCCUUCGCCGUAAAAAUCGAGGAUUCAGUGAUCGCGGAGUGUUCACCGGGCAACCAAUAACGCCGCGUGCAUUCAAACUCGCCACGGAAAAUAGCGAUACGGAAAUAAUCGUCCGGGAAACAAGGCGAACGGAUCGCUCAAGUUUGUUCGUUGAGACAGUGAAAGAUUCGAGGAUCGUGAACCAUCUUGUGGUGCGAAAGAGAAAAUAAGCCUCACGUGAUUGUGAUUUGAAAGAAUUAGGGUGGUGGCUAAUAAAUACCACGUGCAAAUUCGAGAUCUACGCUUACGAGAUAUAUCAGAAAUUACGGUUCCACCGCUCCGCGGACGGGAUGAUAUGAGCACGAUCGGCAGACUAAGGAUGUCCUCGAAGAGGAAGUCACCACCAACGAAGCUAUCGGAGGGCGGGGGCGGUGCGAGCGGAGCGGCAGGUGCCGAGGAGGAAGAGGACACGAGUUCGCCGGUGGCAGGCGUAGACAGCGAAGUAUCGCCUUGUGGAGGAACUGUAGGUGAAGGAGUGGCAAUAGUCGGCGAUCGUAUGAGCGAAAGGAUACACGGGGUGAUCGGUUUGACUGAUGAUUCGGGAGUAAUGGUCGAUCGUCUAGAAGAGCCUUGUUAUCCUCAUCAACGCAUCGGGGGUGACUGCGGUGCCUCGUCCGGAUGUUCAUCGCCAGCGACGACGAGCGAACCUGAGUUACGUGAUGAUCGAUCGUCGUCGCCCGUUUCACCUCCUGCCUCGAAGCGCUCGAGGCUUUCUCUCGCGGCGAGCAACAAUCACCAGGACCAUUUGUCCUAUCAACAGCAGGCCCAUCAUCAGCACCAUCAUCCUCACAAUCAACACCAACACCAGCACCCCCAUCAUCAACAUCACCAUCCGCAUCAUCACCACCAUCAUACGAACGCAACAAGUGCCACUAACCAAGAACCGACCAACUCUUCCGAGUGCGGCUCGCCACCGAGCCUCCUAGGCGACCCCUAUUACCCUCACCAUCCACAUCACAACAAUAAUAACAGUGUUACGCAAAACAAUAACAAUAACAACGGAGCUGGACCGACCUCUGCUGGUAGCAAAAGAUCAAUGGAUGACGUCCUCAAAAGGCUGACGUGCAAAAAGAACAGUGGAUCCGUCGCUCUUCAGGAUGAGAACAACGCGAGAAGAACACCUCCUCCGUCCUCUACUCCGACGAGUCACAAUACGCAUAGCAGUGGGAGCAGCAGCGUUUCGAACAGCGUCGCACCUUCGCCACCCGGAAAUGGAAGGUUACCAAAUACAGACGGACAGCAGGACGGUGCUGCCGCCCUUCACAGGGUUCUCUGCGCCGAGAGCUUCGCCGAAAAGGAGCGCCGACUUUCCGAAAUGAUUUUGCAACUUCAAUUCUUACGAGAACAGCUGGUACAGCAGCAAGAUCUCUCGAAGCCGUAUCCGGGUCACAUGGGCGUCGAUUCGCAGAAACAAAUGGAGCUGCAACGAUUACAAACGGAACAUUUGAAACGGCAACAAGAGCACAUAAUGCAACACAACAUCCAAGAACUUCAGGCCCAGAUAACAAAGGGCCAAAUGAAUAUGCCAGGUCCGCAGUCACUCAUGUUCCUACCUUUUCUCGAGCAGAUACGAGGGUUGUCGGUGUCCUCGAUGCCACCGCCGACGUCGACCGCUACGACCGGAAACAAACAUAUCAACUCGAUCGCCAAUAUGAUCAACAGUCACAGAGAAGGCCAGAGCUGGGCGACCGCUCAUUUGGCGCAAAUAACGACACAAAUGGAGAAGGAAAGAUCACCGACUCCGGUAUCGUCGGCUGCAACGCCGAGCGCGGCACCACUUCCGGAUCCCGACGCACCGCUUAAUCUCACAAAACCAAAAUCCUCCUCGUCAUCCGGGGUGCCAGCCUCAUUCUCUCCGGAAAGCGACUCCCACUCGACCGGGGCAGGGAGCAGUGGACACCAGGAACAACCACUGACGGCAACGGCACCAAAAAUCUUCCCUUCUGGUUUAUCCAUGCCAAGGAAUUAUCUACCGAGCCUACCAUAUCCGCCUCAUCUCGGCUCACUCUCCUCACCGAUGGGAAAAAGCAUGUGCAAGGAAGAAUCGAGUGGACCAGGUGGAUCAGCUGCCGCAGCGGCGGAAAAACACUUCGUCAUGCACGGUAUUUACGGCAUGCCACCGAAUCCGGGAGCGAUAGCACCCUCCUCGCAGUCCCAACGACCUAUCAAACAUUCCGGUGCCCGGGAUGAAUCACAGCAGGAAGAGCAAGACUAUCUCUCGGCGCAGCAAAUGUGGCGAGAUCCAUCAUACAAAGUCCCCGAGGACAUUACGGAAAAAGCCAAAAUGGUGAGGCAGCAGAAACGUGAAAACGAGAAUAAGCCGCAUAUCAAACGACCCAUGAACGCAUUCAUGGUUUGGGCGAAAGACGAACGUAGAAAAAUUCUUAAGGCGUGUCCCGACAUGCACAACUCAAACAUAUCAAAAAUACUCGGUGCCCGGUGGAAGAACAUGUCGAAUUCCGAAAAGCAGCCGUACUACGAGGAGCAAUCGCGUCUGUCGAAGCUCCACAUGGAAAAACACCCGGACUACAGGUACAGGCCCCGCCCGAAACGCACGUGUAUAGUCGAUGGGAAGAAAAUGAGAAUAUCAGAGUACAAGUCGCUGAUGCGGCAGCGAAGGCAGGAGAUGCGGCAGCUUUGGUGCAGGGACGGUGGUCCGGACAUGGGUUUCCUGUCGCCGGUCAGUUCGGAUCUCGGUGGUCAGCAUCAUCAAACGGGUCCAGGGCCAUCGGCAAGGCCAUCGGUGUCGCCGCCGGCGGCGCUGCUGAACGGGACAGCGGGUCCGAGUCAGGACCAUCCGUCGUUUUAUUAUCCCCAGGACAGCCUGUCGCCGACCGACAUGAUGAACUUUUCGCCCGAUAAUUCAGGCUCGAUCGGUGGUUACGACGCGAGUCCGCGGCAGCAUCACGACGAGGAUUGAACCGCAGCUCCGGGUCAGCCGAUUUGGCCACCCGGAGCGGCAAGACUAGCACGCGAGCUUUUCUGGUAGAGAUUUUGCUUAAUUGCGUGUACGUUAACUACCUUCGGACGUACGACGUUGCAAACAAACGAAAAAGAAAGACGAGCGCUCCGCGCGAGGGCAUCAUUUCCGAGUGGUUUCGGAUCGUGGCUACCGAUUCGUCGGGAUCCAAAAGCCAGAGUGACGCAUCGGAGACUACGAUUGACGGAAACUUCCAUCGCGAGGGGGUGAGAAAAAAACGAUCGUUUGGGUUUACGAUGUUCGCUUGAAGCGUGACGAGAAAUCGGCUUCCCGACGAUAAACGAACGUACUAGGAAGAGUCCUGGAGCACCACUAGCCCGGAGGAGGCCCCGGAAGGUUCGAGGUUCCUCGACGAUUUGCCAAUCGGCAAAUCGAGGGGCUCCCCACCAGACUCAAACACGCGACAGUGACACGAGAAACGGCAAGAAGAGGCAAAGAGCGAAGUAGUGUGAAAGCGUAAAACGACUGUCACGGUUCGCUGUGCCGGAGCUUAAGAAAAGGCGACGACAUCACACAAAUUCUCAAUGCUUAGUACUUAUAGUAUUCCCAUCAUUAAUUUAUUGUCUUAAUUCAUACGAGAGGAGGAAAGCAUAUACGGAGUCAAAGUGGAGAGAACAUUUUUCGGGUGAAAACGAGGAUAAAGUAGAGGCCUCGGUUUCCCUUUGUGAAAAUAUUCAACGAAUUAUUUCCAAGAUCAGUCUUAUUUAUAAACGGACAUAGCUCUACGAUCGAAUGAUAGCGAAAGGCGUUGUUACGCUUCCUUUUUCUCUCAUGUUCAUUUCCUCUCUAUUGUCGCUCCAUUCGAGUGCACAAUCUCCAAUAAUCUCUCGCACGUUACGUGCUCGGACUCUGAACACAGGAAUGUAAAAAAGGUGUAAAUAUAUGCAUACGUACGUGUAUAAAAGUGGAAUGGGACUGAAGCAUUCGAAUAAAUGAAAAUGAUAACAGUUUGGACGAGAAGCUUAAACGGUUCGUGAAACGUUGUUGAGACCCAGAGACGAAGGAAUGACAAGAUGAGAGCUAGAUGUGAUAAUACUUAUGUGCCAAAUAGCGCUUCCGGGGUCAAGGGGGUUUGAAAGAAAAAAAGUAUAAAAAAUAAAAUGUCGAAGCUCUUGAGUGGGCCCGACUCGCCUCGUUGGCUCACCGUGUAAAAAACAAACGAUAAACUUACCUAAUUUCGUUUUUACGUAUCCCCUUUUUAUCGAACCCUUUUUUUUAUUUUUUCUUUUCUUCCUUUUUCGUUAUUUAUAAUCAGUGCAAUUUAUGUGUGUUGCGUAUAUACAUAUGUAUACACGUUGGAUAUAUAUACGUAUGUACGUACAUGUACAAGGUACCUAAUGUAAUUUUAUAAAGAGAGCCAGUAUCCUCGAUGUAUCUGGGCGUAAACCCCGAUAGCACGCGCGUUUAAAACAUGCUCACACUAUAAUACAAUGGAAAAGGCACACUGAAAACACACACACACACACACAAACACAAAGACUCGAGCACACUCGAGACAUACGUGUACACUGAGAACGUGUCGCAUGAUAGGAUAGCUUAAUGUUGAUAAUAUUUAUUUAAUGUAUAUAACGAAGUUGUACAAUCCACCCAGAUGAUAGAUCAAAUUCAUUCUCGGUAAUAAUAGAGAGAAACAAAACAAAAACUAAGCGGAACGAUAUAUAGAUAGGAGAGGAAAAAAUGGGGGGAAAAUAAAGUCUUGCGUCGAUAUUAUUAGUGUACAGUGUAACUAUAUUAAUUGUGAUGUACCUACGUAGCUGUUGCGCGUAUAUUCAUUACUCGUACAUGCUCUGCGCGAGUAAUGUUCUCAUUGCGGUAGCAUCCAACGCCAUGUUGUUUUUUCCUUUCUUUUGGUCCCAUAUGAAUGAUUUUUAAAAGUGCACAUUCGAUUGGUCCUGUUGGUUUUUUUUAUUAGUAAAAUUGUAGCCUUAGUUUUUAUUGAAAAUAGGGAGGGGGAGGGGGGAGGAAGGGAUACAGAGUGAAAAUAAUACUUCGAACGGUAGAAAAGGUUGUUCGUGCCAGUCUUGAAGAGAAGACUAUUCGAGGGCGGGAAGUUGCGAUUUUUUUGAGCUUUCUAUACGUACGAUGGAGAUUAGGGGCCAAGCCACGAACUCGUCAUUCGUAUUUUUCUUUUCGUUUCGUCACAUUCGAAUAGCAAGGAAAAAGAAAAAAUAAAAGCAGAAAGACAAAUGAAAAGGAGAGAAAAGAAGAAACAGAUUUGGAGGCGCCCGGUGAAACCCAUUUUAUUUUCGUCCGAAAAAUAUAUGAUGCUGGAACUCCAACGGGUGUUCACACCACACGAAUCCAUUCGAUCUUUCUGUUCAUUGGAGUCUUAUCGCUAAUUUAAUCAAACUUUCCGGCCGAAUUGCCAUUGCCAGUUAUUAUCUCCAAAGAAACUACCACCUCCUAUCCCGGCCUCGUUUAUUCCCCACCCUUUUCCUCCUCCUUCUAUUUUUUCCUUCCUCACAAUCCACGAAACUAUUCAUCCGCACAAUUAACUUUCAGCGAAUGAUGAAGAAAAAAACUUUGAGCAAAUUGCCGUACGAAAAGUGAGAGUCCCGUUUUGCAUUUCAAUCGUGCCAUAUUUUACGUGCCCCAUUUUCCCCUUCUAGCCUGCUCAAACACAUUGUUAUUGUAUAUCGAACGAAUAAGGGCAAACGAGUAAAAGGAGAAUAAAGAAUCUGAUGCUGCCAUUGGUAUAGCGCGUUCGUCAGUUCCGGAUAUUAACACUUGUAUAUUAAGGCGUUACCGCGUCUCUAGAUCAGUACCGACCCAUACACACGCGUUAUUUGCACCUACGACACAAACAUAUCUCUCACUCGCAUUAUUUUCCCUCCUUUUUUCCGCGGAUAGUCAAAAUAAGCAAUUGGGUCAAUAUGCGACAGUAACCGGGAUUUCACUCGCUUUUACAUUUAAUCAGGCUUUAAUUAAGCGACCAGUGAACAUAAAGCGCAAAACUCUUAAAAUAUAAGCUGACGAGGAGAAUAAAAAUUGUAAAUUUAAUGCGUUUACUAACAUUAAUUAUACGCAAGAGACAAGUUAAGAAAAAUUUAAUCGAAAAAACAUAAGAAACGACUAAAGAAAACGAAUGAAUAAAUAAAACACGUCAAACUAACAUCCAAUCUCAAUAUUCCAAGCAUUCACUUCAUUUUACAUGUACGAUGUUGUUAAUUAUUCGAUAUAUAUAUAAAUAUAUACAUACAUCCGAGUAUAUAUAUAAAUAUAUAUAUGUGUAUAACCACACUCAAACACAACACGCAAACACGAAAAAACAAUAAUAAAAAAAAGUAAUGCUUUACUGAAAUUCGGAUUUAGCGGUAGGUACGGGAUUCGUUAACUCGUAGAAAAAUCUUGUACGUAUGACAUUUGUAAAUAAUCACCGGGUCAACAUCGACCGGGUUUUACGUGUGCGUGCGCGCGUGUGUGUAUGUGCGUUGUGUGCGACGAGCGCGUAAUAUAUAUACGAAAGUGUAAAGAAGAACAAUUGAAUGCAAGUAUUGAUGCCAUUGACAUUCUCAAAGCUACCUUUUAUCACACAACUCGCCUCGAACGAUCGCACGUUGUUAGCGAUUGUUAUUAAAUAACACAUCAAUCGAUAUCAAAGGCACACAAUCAAAAUAUUAUUAUUAUUAUUAUUAUUAUUGUUAUUAUUAUUAUUAUUAUCAUCAUUAUAAUUACUAUCAUCAUUACAAUUAUUAUUAUUAAUAUUAUUAUCAUUAUUAUUAUUAUUAUUAUUAGACGAAACAUUGAAAAUUUUUUAAUAAAUGACACAAACUUUCAUGGAAAUAAAAAUAAAAUAAAUGUAAUGAAGAAAUCUCUGCUAAUUGCAUUAUACAAUUGAAUUUUCAAGGAUUAAGGUAUAAUUACUACCCGUAUUUAGGAAUGCUGGACGAGUGUGCUUGUGGCUCAACGAGGCAAAAAAUGAUGUUGGAGUGAGCCAUGAAAGAAAUGAAAACAAUAAUUAAACGAAAUAAAUGAAAAAACAGAAGGAAACGAAUAAUAGGACACAGCUGAUGAACAAUGGAAAAGUCUCCCUGGGAAAUUCGUUUUAUUUUGUUUUUCUAUCUCCGAAGCUUUUCCGCUCUUUCGGCUGUUUGUAGAAAUUAAAUAACGAACCCCACGCAUUCUUAUUCGAUCGUCUUCUCGAGACGCUUUUUUCUCGUUUUAACUAUUAUCGACGCGGGUGCAUCGAUUGCGGUUCACUCGAUUUUUUGUAUAUCGUGCGUGAGCCUCCCACCCACCCCCCAGCCCCUAACCCAUACGCACCCCUCUUGCCCAACUGGACUUUGAAAGUUUUAGCGCUAUUCGGCUGUGACCAAACGAUAGAAGAGGCGCUUAAAUUCUCGUACGAAAGGAUGAGAGAAAAAAAAAAAGUAAUGAGAAAUACGAUGAAAAAGUAAACAAGCUGUAUUUAUUGUCGCAGAAAGUUUUUCGUAGUUGGAAUAUAUAUAUAUAGAAAACAUAGGGUAAUACGAAUAUGAAGAAAUAAAUAAAUAAAGAAAAAUAAGUUGUCACACAUCAAUGAUGAAUUGCCAGUCGUGGAAAAAUAAUGCGUAAAAAAUAAAAUAAAUACAACUAUCCUGGAUGAGACUCUUCCUCGUGGGAUAGUACAUCAAAAUUGCACUGUAUUCGCAUAGGAGAACAGCGCGCUAUUAUAAACAUAGAUGUAUCAUUAUAUUUAUUAUAAUAAUUUAAAAAUUAGGUACUCUUUGUUGUUUGUAUUUUACAACCGUAAUCAUUAUUACAUAUAAAUAAACGACUAUAUAAAUGA
Venturia canescens is the source of this 8554-nucleotide messenger RNA. It is a transcript of the gene Sox102F, whose product is annotated as transcription factor Sox102F. NCBI's taxonomy places the organism in Eukaryota, Metazoa, Arthropoda, Insecta, Hymenoptera, Ichneumonidae. Gene Ontology annotation, cellular component: nucleus. Gene Ontology annotation, molecular function: RNA polymerase II cis-regulatory region sequence-specific DNA binding; DNA-binding transcription factor activity, RNA polymerase II-specific. Gene Ontology annotation, biological process: regulation of transcription by RNA polymerase II; cell fate commitment. The record is from RefSeq and is a predicted model, not a curated record. The transcript has 9 exons. The coding region runs from base 1102 to 3726 and encodes 874 amino acids.